Hyalella azteca is the source of this 369-nucleotide messenger RNA. RefSeq lists its product as uncharacterized. The record is from RefSeq and is a predicted model, not a curated record. Lineage: Eukaryota; Metazoa; Arthropoda; Malacostraca; Amphipoda; Hyalellidae.
GACGUGCUGGUGCAGAGGGUGUGGGAUGUCACCCGUUACUGCCGUCACAGCGACCCCAGCGUGUGCGCUGCUGCUGCCGUCCUCGUGGGGAAAUACCUGAGGGCUGCGGCUCUCAAUUCCGUCACCCACGAGUGCUCCUUCCCCCCGGCUUCCCCCUCGCUUUCCCCUACUCGUUCUGGGUCACCCCCGUCACCCCCACCUGCUGGGGAGACGAUGACAGCUGCUGGGAUGGAUGGGGAAGAAGCCGGUGGGGCAGAAAAGACCCCGAACGUCGGAGAAGGGAGUGGGGAAGACGUCAACAGCGCCUACCUCGACUUCAACGACCCCAUCAUUGGGGCUGCCCCACUGCUGGGGCUGCUGAGGGAGGUG